Dipodomys ordii (Ord's kangaroo rat) is the source of this 2364-nucleotide messenger RNA. RefSeq names its product ADAM metallopeptidase domain 33 (gene Adam33). Gene Ontology annotation, molecular function: metalloendopeptidase activity. The record is from RefSeq and is a predicted model, not a curated record. Gene Ontology annotation, biological process: proteolysis. Lineage: Eukaryota; Metazoa; Chordata; Mammalia; Rodentia; Heteromyidae. The transcript has 21 exons. Bases 2 to 2332 code for a protein of 776 amino acids.
GAUGCUGCUGCUGCGGCUGCCGCCGCUUCCCCCGCGGCCAUGGCCGGGCGCCCGGGCACUUCCAGGAAAUGCCCCUGGAGAGCCCGUCACCCCCUACUGGGUCCUGGAUGGUCCAUCCUGGCAUGCAGUCACCCUGGAAGAGCCGAUCUUGACACUAGAUGUGGGGAUGUUGGUCUUGGAGGCUGAAGGCCAGGAGCUCCUGCUUGAACUGAAGAAGAAUCACAGGCUGCUGGCCCCAGGGUACACAGAAACCCACUACAGCCCCGAUGGGCAGCCUGUGGUGCUGGUCCCUAACUACACGGAUCAUUGCCACUACUAUGGGAGAGUGAAGGGCUACCAGGACUCCUGGGUAGUCCUCAGUGGCUGCUCUGGGAUGAGUGGCCUGAUCAUGCUCAGCAGCAAUACCAGCUAUUACCUGCUUCCCUGGCCACCUGGGGACUCCAAGGACUCCUCAACCCACAUGAUCUUCCGGACAGAGAGGCUGUUCAUCUGGAAAGGGGCCUGUGGCUUCUGUGACAAUCAGGGCAGGACCAGCCUUCCUCCAGCUCCCCAUAACAGGGAGAAGCGAGAGGCCCACCGUAAGAGCCCAAUGUACCUGGAGCUGUACCUGGUGGCUGACCACACCCUGUUCAUGAUCCAACAUCAGAACUUGAACCACACCAAACAGCGUCUCCUAGAGGUCGCCAAUUACGUGGAUCAGAUUCUCAGGACACUGGACAUUCAGGUGGUGCUGACCGGCCUGGAAGUGUGGACAGAGCAGGACUACAGCCAAAUCACACCGGACGCCAAUGCCACGCUCUGGGCCUUCCUGCAGUGGCGCCGGGAGUUGUGGGCGCGGAGGCCACAUGAUUCGGCACAGCUGCUCACGGGUCGCACUUUCCAGGGCACCACUGUGGGCCUGGCUCCGGUCGAGGGCAUGUGCCGAGCCGAGAGCUCCGGAGGUGUGAGCAUGGACCACUCGGAGCUCCCGAUCGGCGCGGCUGCCACCGUGGCCCACGAGAUCGGCCACAGCCUUGGCCUCAGCCACGACCCCGACGGCUGCUGCGUGGAGGCCACAGUGGCACAGGGCGGUUGCGUCAUGGCGGCGGCCACCGGGCACCCUUUCCCGCGAGUGUUCAGCGCCUGCAGCCGCCGCCAGCUGCGCAGCUUCCUCCGCAAGGGGGGCGGCGCGUGCCUCUCGAACGCUCCGGGCCCCGGGGUUCCCGCGCCUCCGGCCCGCUGCGGGAACGGCUUCGUGGAGUCGGGUGAAGAGUGCGACUGCGGCCCGGACCAGAGGUGCCCGGACUCCUGCUGCUUCGCCCACAACUGCUCGCUGCGCGCGGGGGCGCGGUGCGCGCACGGGCUCUGCUGCGCGCGCUGCCUGCUGAAGCCGCCCGGGACGCUGUGCCGCCGGGCUGUGGGUGACUGUGACCUCCCCGAAUUCUGCACGGGAGCCUCCCCUCAUUGUCCUCCGGACAUUUACCUACUGGACGGCUCGCCCUGCGCCGGGGGCCGCGGCUACUGUCGGGAUGGCACGUGUCCCACUCUGGAUCAGCAGUGCCAGCGGCUCUGGGGCCCUGCCUCGCGCCCAGCACCACAGGCCUGUUUCCAAGUGGUAAACUCCGCGGGAGACACGCGUGGGAACUGUGGUCAGGACAGUGCGGGUGGCUUCUUGCCUUGUGCACCAAGGGAUGCCCAGUGUGGGAAACUGCAGUGCCAGGGUGGGGAGCAGAGCUCACUCGUGCCACACAUGGUGCCCCUGGACUCUACGGUUCACCUAGAGGGCAGGGAGAUGGCUUGCCGCGGAGCCCUCGCACUCUCUGAUGCACAGCUGGACCUGUUUGAUUUAGGCCUGGUAGAACCGGGCACCCAAUGUGGACCUAGCAUGAUGUGCCAGGACAGGCGCUGCCAGAAUGCGACUUUCCAGGAGCUGGAGCACUGCCUGAUUACCUGCCACAACCAUGGAGUUUGCAAUAACAACCAUAACUGCCACUGUGAUCAGGGCUGGGCGCCUCCCUUUUGUGACCGGCCAGGCUUUGGUGGUAGCGUGGACAGUGGCCCUAUGCAGCCUGAAAAGCACGAUGCCUUCCUGCUGGCCUUGCUCCUCAGCUUCUUGCUGCCUCUGCUCCCUGGGGUUGGUCUGGCCUGGUGCUGCUACAGGCUCUCAGGACUUCGGUUCCAGCCAUGUUUCUGGGGCUGCAGGAGGAAGCCCAUGGGCAGCCGGUCCAACAAUGUCCCACAAAGGGAGCACCUCCCAGGUGGAGUUCACACCAUGGAGUUGGGCCCUACUGCAGCUGGAGAGUCCCAGUGCCUGGAACUCAAGAAUACUGCCAGAGCCCAGCAGCCACCCUGAGAAGCCUGUAGUCAUGUAGCCCUGCCUUCCUG